Messenger RNA from Panicum hallii, 1565 nucleotides. Its product is annotated as anthocyanidin 5,3-O-glucosyltransferase-like. The record is from RefSeq and is a predicted model, not a curated record. The coding region runs from base 83 to 1471 and encodes 462 amino acids. Gene Ontology annotation, molecular function: UDP-glycosyltransferase activity. Lineage: Eukaryota; Viridiplantae; Streptophyta; Magnoliopsida; Poales; Poaceae. The transcript has a single exon.
UAGCACCACGGCUCCUUUUGUGCCUGUGCCCCUCCUUGAUCUUGUUGGACUCUCUUGUGAGCUCGGCGAGGAACACAAGGCCAUGGCGGAGAAGACGGUGGUGCUGUACCCCUCCUUGGGCGUGGGGCACCUGAACCCCAUGGCGCAGCUGGCCAAGGCCCUGCUCCGCCGCGGCGGCGUCGCCGUCACCAUCGCCGUCGUCGACCCGCCCGAGAAGGACGCCGUGCUGGCGGCCGCGCUGGCGCGCCUGGCUGCGGCCAGUCCCUCCAUCACGGUCCGCCUGCUCCCCAUCCCGCCGUCGUCGCGCGCCAGCAACAAGGGGUACUCCCACCCCAUCAUACCCAUCCUGGACGCGCUCCGCGUCGCGAGCCCCGCGCUCCGGGAGUUCCUCCGCUCGCAGGCCACCGCCGUCGACGCCAUCGUGGUCGACAUGUUCUGCACCGACGCGCUCGACGUCGCCGCAGAGCUCGCCAUCCCCGCGUACAUCUUCUACCCGUCCGCGGCCGGCGACCUCGCGGUCUACCUCCAGCUUCCGGAUUUUCGCCGCGCGGUGCCGUCCUCGCCGAAGGACAUGGGCAAGGCGCCGCUGGGAUUCUCCGGCGUGCCGCCGGUCCGCGCCCUCGACAUGCCCGACAGCAUGCAGGAUUGGGAGAGCGACGUGGGCAGGGUGCGGCUGCAGCAGAUCGCCCGGAUGCCGGAAGCGACAGGCAUCCUGGUGAACAGCUUCGAGUGGCUGGAGUCGAGGGCGCUGAAAGCGCUACGUGAUGGGCAUUGCCUGCCCGGCCGCUCGACACCGAAAAUCUACUGCGUCGGGCCACUGGUCGACGGUGGCGACACCAACAAAAACGGCGAGUGGCACGCGUGUCUCGAGUGGAUGGACGAGCAGCCGAAACGAAGCGUGGUGUUCCUCUGCUUCGGAAGCAUGGGCACCUUCUCGGCGGCGCAGCUGAAAGAGACGGCGCGCGGGCUAGAGCGUUCAGGGCACAGGUUCUUGUGGGCCGUGCGAAGCGAGCAGAGCAACUCUCCCGAGCCUGACCUGGAGGCGUUGCUUCCGGAUGGAUUCUUGGAGAGAACCAAAGACAGAGGAAUGGUUCUGGAAAACUGGGCGCCGCAGACAGAGGUGCUGCGGCACGAGGCGGUGGGAGCAUUCGUGACCCACUGUGGGUGGAACUCGGCACUGGAGGCGAUCAUGUCCGGUGUGCCGAUGAUCUGCUGGCCAUUAUACGCGGAGCAAAGGUUGAACAAGGUGCACAUGGUGGAGGAGAUGAAGGUUGGGGUGGCGGUGGAGGGCUAUGACGAGGAGUUGGUGACGGCAGACGAGGUGGAGGCUAAGGUGCGACUGGUGAUGGAGUCCGGGGAAGGGAAGAAGCUCAGGGAGAGGACGACCAUGGCGAAGGAAAUGGCUGCACAUGCCAUCAAAGAAGGCGGGUCGUCUUAUGUCGAACUUGGCGAGUUUUUGUGGGGUUUAUGAAAGAUCGACAUAUAUAUAUAGAAUGAAGAAUGCAAGUGAUGGAUGCUAUGUAAUAGAUAGUUAGGCUUUGCUUUCAAUCUGUUUGGUUUUUGUA